Messenger RNA from Rhagoletis zephyria (snowberry fruit fly), 1039 nucleotides. RefSeq names its product Cathepsin L4 (gene CtsL4). Gene Ontology annotation, molecular function: cysteine-type peptidase activity. Lineage: Eukaryota; Metazoa; Arthropoda; Insecta; Diptera; Tephritidae. The record is from RefSeq and is a predicted model, not a curated record. Gene Ontology annotation, biological process: proteolysis.
AAUAUAUAGUUCUUGCUGAAAUGAUCGUGCACCAUAUUUGGGCUGUAGUUUCUAUUAUAGCGGCCACAGUUACGCGCGCAAGUGAACAUAUCACUGAAUAUGCUUCAUUCGACGAGUUUAAGAAUGCCGUCAAUAGGAGUUAUAUGCACGCAUUCGACGAGUUCCGGAGCAGAGAGGCCUUCGAACAAAACGCCAACGUUGUGAGGCAGCAUAACAAACUGUUUGAAAAAGGCGAGAGCAGUUAUCGUUUACGUACUAAUAUAAUGGCCGACAUGAACAACGAUUAUUAUCUUAAGGGGUUUCUACGUUUGUUGAAAAGCAAACGCUUUGGAGCCGGAGUCGAUUUAGACUCGGAGAUUGUGGGCUCUCCGCUGAUGCAGCUAACGCCUGAGGCUAUAGAUUGGCGUACCAAAGGCUUCAACACCCAACCGGAUAAUCAAAAAACCUGUGGCUCUUGUUACGCCUUCAGCAUAGCCGAGAGCAUUGAGGGACAAGUAUUUAAACGGACGAGACGGGUAUUACACCUCAGCCCCCAGCAGAUUGUCGAUUGUAGUGUUUCGCAUGGUAACCAGGGUUGUACUGGUGGAUCUCUACGGAACACGCUGAAAUAUCUACAGGAAACCGGGGGCAUUAUGCGUGAACAGGAUUACAGAUAUGUUUCGAAGAAAGGUGUAUGCCAAUUUGCCCCAGAGCUUGCUGUGGUAAAUGUGACAUCAUGGGCAAUACUACCAGCAAAGGAUGAGAAGGCAAUUGAAGCGGCAGUGGCGCACAUUGGACCAGUACCCGUUUCUAUAAAUGCAACUCCACGGACUUUUCAGCUUUAUAGCGAUGGCAUUUACGACGACGACUCUUGCUCAUCAGACACGGUUAACCAUGCUAUGCUAGUCGUGGGCUACACAAAAGAUUAUUGGAUUCUAAAAAAUUGGUGGGGAGAAAUGUGGGGAGAAGAUGGAUAUAUGCGUUUGCGCAAAGGGAAAAACUUGUGUGGAAUUGCCAACUAUGCAGCUUAUUCCAUUAUCUAGUAUUUUUGAAAUUUUAU